GGAUAAUACCAAAGCAGCAGAGCAUUGAGAGUACCAGAAUCCACCGAUAGAAAAAAGCAGCCAACCUACCGAAAAACCAAACGACACUAAUGGCCUUAAUGAUUAGAUGAAAGUAAGCGAUGAAGGAAACCCAAAACCAAGAUUGAAUGACGGCGGGGAAUGUAGUGGUGCCAUGCCCGGAUAUACAGGAAGUAUAAGGAACACCAGGAAAAAGCUGGUAUAACCAAAAGAGCAAGGAAGGGAAAAAACAAAACCAAAUACAGCAAAAAGGCGAUAAAAACAAAACGAAACGAAACAAGUGUUCUUAAUACAAAAAAAAAGGGAAUCUUGUAGAUGCGAAAAAAGGCAACAAACUAAUAGAGAAUAUGCUGACGUAAGCCACGCAAUAAAGCAGCCAGAGGGACAUAAAAGGAGUUCAUAAAAAAUACAACAACAACCUUAAGGAGGGAAAAACGAAAAAAGGCAGAAACCAAUAAACCCCAAAAAAAUAAACGAAACCAAGUAAAAUAGAGCGACAACAACUUCAGAAAGAGUAUCCAGCAAAGGGAAACGAAUAAGACAAACAGACGCCUGCCAGCGUUGUGGUUAGAAACAAAGCAAACCCCUGCCAGCAACGAGGACAACGAAUUCGACGGUAAAAAGCACACAAACUAUGCGAACAAAAAUAGCCAGAAUAGUGUGUGGUGGCGUAACAUGAGCUUAAAUGAUGGUCUAAGGAAAAAAUAAGCAAACCAACACAAAAAAGAAGACACUGGAAAUAUUCACACACAACAGCAGCCAAAGGCGAGGGCGAAGAAAAGGACGAAAACACAUUCUGGUGAUGCUUAUCCAAGUCAGUUUGUUUUUUGGCUAAGGAAUGGCCAUCAUCAUCAUCAUUCGCUUUGCUCAUAGAAAAUGUCAAGUGAUGGGGGCAUGAAUGCAGAGCUUUAAGCCAUCACUCCAAUAGGGAUUAGGCAGACCAAAGGGAAACGCUAAGCUUCUUGCCAAAGAAGACAUUGAUAACCCCCCCCCCCAACCAUAUUCGCAGCGCUGGUAUUAUCACAGCAAUAGGCGGUGUUGAAAGCACAAAUUGGCCCUCUAUGAAUAUUCUGAGCUGCAACAGAAUUUCCGCCCAUCACGUCUGGCCAGCUGUAAAUGAUGUACUUUUGACGCAUCACCACCACAACCACCACAUAAUUAAAUUGCAACCAAACAAUUUCACAAUCCAGAAAAUUGUCAAACUCAAACAAACUCUUUAAAGGUUUUUAAGGUGAAAAUGGCCAGCAAUAUGUUUAGCAGUACAGGCCCCUCGAGACUUAGCUUUAUUGUCAUUGUGCUUUGUGUUCAUAUUGUCCUCAUCGAAAGCUGCCCGGCCGAUGUGUGCAUAUGCAAAUGGAAAGGUGGCAAACAAACGGUGGAAUGUGGCAGCCAAUCACUGCCUAACAUACCGGAGGGCAUGGAUCCUGGCACUCAGGUGCUCAACUUUUCCGGCAACUCCUUGCAGGUUUUGCAAAGUGAGCGUUUCUUGCGCAUGGACCUCUUGAAUUUGCAGAAAAUCUAUUUGUCCCGCAAUCAACUGAUACGAAUACACGAGAAAGCUUUUCGGGGCCUUACAAAUCUGGUGGAGUUGGAUCUAUCAGAGAAUUCGCUGCAGCACAUACCCACGGAGACGUUUCAGGACUACAGCUCGCUGAUGCGCCUAUCGCUCAGUGGCAAUCCCAUAAGAGAGCUGAAAACGGCAGCAUUUCGUUAUCUCUCCUUCUUGACAACGCUGGAGCUGAGCAAUUGCCAGAUUGAGCGCAUUGAAAAUGAGGCAUUUGUGGGCAUGGACAAUCUGGAGUGGCUGCGUUUGGAUGGCAAUCGCAUCAGCUACAUACAGGGCAAUCAUAUCCUGCCCAAGUCUUUGCAUGGCAUUAGCUUGCAGAGCAAUCGCUGGACCUGUGACUGUCGCCUGCUGGACCUACACUCUUGGCUCAAUAGCUACAAUACGCCUCAAACGGAAGAGCCCAAGUGCGUCGAGCCUCUUCGACUCAAGGGUCAGGUUAUCAAGUCCUUGAAAAAGGAAGAAUUUGCUUGCUUGCCCGAGGUGACUCCCCAAUCCACCUACACCGAGGUAUCGGAAGGCCGCAACCUAACCAUUUCAUGUGUGGUAAGGGCCAUACCAGAGCCCAAAGUUCUAUGGCUGUUUAAUGGCCAAGUCAUGUCCAACGAUAGUUUCAUCGAUAACAUGCACAUGCUCUACUACAUUGAUGAAUCCUCCACCUCGGCUGAGGAGAAGCACAGCGAGAUAUUCAUUUACAAUGUCGGUGUGGAGGAUAACGGCACCUUUUCGUGUGUGGGCCAGAAUAUUGCCGGCACCACUUUCAGCAACUACACCAUACGGGUAAUGAUUAAGGAGCCACCCAUUGUCAACGAGGUCUCCUUUCCCCAGAAUUACAUGAACUACAUAGUGGCCAGCUCGGCGGGUGGGGGUAUUAUAUUCGUUCUCAUCAUGGCCUUCAUUGUGGUCCAAUGCAAGAAACGCCAAAAUCCAGUAAAACGCAAGAAAUGUCCCUCAUCUGCAGUGACCACAGUGAAUGGCAACAACACUUCCUCCUCGGACGGCUCAUCUUCGAACGAUACCGGCCUCAUGAAGUGCUCGUCCAUCAUUAAUGACAGUGACAGCCUAAAUGGUAAUUCCGGCUUAAUUUUGGGACAAUGCGACAACUUAACGCCCACUAAGUUAGCCAAAGAGAAUGGUGUCAUUUUGGGGCAACAAAUGAAGCAAAAUAUAAUGCUCUUUAAUCCCAUGGACAGUUCGACACAAACGCUACAGUUAAGUGUUAACAUGGCCGCUGCUUCGGCUGCCUUAUCCUCGGCCACACCGCCACCACCGCCACCCAGCUCGUUGAUGGUAAAUCCGGCCCUAAGCUCUACACUGGCCUACUGCUCGCCCCCCUCAUCGUUGAGAAACUAUGCCGAGAAAAAUCCUGAUUUGGUCAAUGAUGCCGAAAGUGGUGUGAAACACAAACUGAAAGCGUCUGCCUCACUCGAUGCCGCCGGUUCGGAGUAUGACAGUCAAAGUGAUUGCCAAAAUCCAGUGCAAUAUGAGCAGUACUAUCAACUGUCGGCUCCACAAUUUGGCUCGCAAAUCUUGAGGCCGAAUACGGCUGCUGCCAUGGCAGCCUCACGUUUCGGUGGCUUGACAACCUUACCCAGGGGCAUGCAGCUGAAGACGGUGAUGAACUCCAUACCCACACAUCCGGUGGAUGUGCAUUUGAAUCCUGUAUGUUUUUUGGGACAAGAUGGCUUUGCCUAUGACUACAGUAAUGCCCAUCUGCAGCAAUCGCCACAACAGCCACCGGCCCAUCACCAUCUGAUGCAACAACAGGCGGCCAAUCAACAACAGCAACAGCAGCAGCAACAACAACAGCAACAGAAUGCCCUGCACCAGCAACAACAGCAACAGCCACAGCAGCAACAACAACAGAAUUUCUAUCGCACCCUGCCACACAAACAUAAACAGCAACAAUUUGCCAAUGCCAACAAUAAUGGCAUGCGCUACAGCCUGGAGGCUGAAUUUCUACAGCAACGCUCCAUGACUCCAACCACAUAUGACAAAUAUAAUCUACCAAAUGUACGCUUCACCGCCGAGGGUUAUCCGCAAACGCAUCUUGUGCAGUAUCCCUCACCACCCGAGGGCUACAAGACCACCAGCACUGUAGAACAGGUGGGUAUUGCUGUACAGCAGCAACAACAACAACAGCAAUGGCCACCCUGCUUGCCCGGCUAUCAUGCACAGCCGUUGCACUAUGGUGGCAACAUCAUGGGCCUGCUGAGUCCUCAACAGCAGCACCAACAGCAACCACUUACCUCUUUAAAUUCUCUAAACUCGCCCAUGAAUGCCACCGGUGCAUCGAAUCCCUCUAAUGCGAGCAUUUCCUCAUCUGUACAAUCACCAGCCUCAUCUGCAUCAUCAUCCUCCUGCUCCUCAACCUCCACCUCCACUUCAUGCUCCACCGUUUCGGCAUCAACCGCAGAUGCCCGCAAGCGUUGUGUGGCCGCCCAGGCCGAUGCCUCCACCAUACCCGAAUGUGACGAAAGUGAAAUUUCACCCUCAACCUCAUCGCUGACAGUGGCGACUGAGGCAUCCACCACAACAGCCGCCGAAGCAAACCAAAACAAUAAACGUUAUCUCAACGGCCCCCUGGCCGACAGUCCAGAUGAGGGCUAUGUGGGAGAUCCGCACGAUGCAACGACUGAUAUGUGACUGCAACUGCAACAGCACCAGCUACAGCAACAACAGCGUCUUGCAAAGGCAAACGGUUCGAUGGCCAUGUCGCCUCGCAGCAAUGUGACCGCUCCAACCUCAGCCACAUCCCCCUCAUCAGUGUCAUCAAUGUCAACAACAGCAACCACCUGUAGUAGUUUGUCGAACACCACCACCUUACCUGCCUCUAAAUUGAAUGCGUCCACAACGACGUCCAACAGUAAGCCUCAUCCCACAGCGGCAUCCAUAUCGACAGCAACAUCAUCUUCACUGUCCGAUGAUUCAGUGGCUUUGUAAAAAAAAUUUAUUUUGUAAGUUUUGUAACUGAAUAGGAUGUGCUAGGGCUUAUCUGCCGGCUGCAGGAAACAAAAAUCGCAAAUGCAAAGAUUUUUCUUGGUUGGUGGGGUAUUGGAUUGCGACCGAUCAUCAUGCAAAUAUUAAUGCGUUAUCAUUUCCAGGCUUGUCCGUCUGUGUAGGGUUAUCCAAUUCAUGGUUAAUUAGAUAACCACAAAGCUUAAUUGCUUUCCCAAAAAGUGGGGGCCAGUGGAGGCCACAGAGUUUAGCUUGUCCGCCCUUGACGCUGAAUGUCUCUGGGUUCUAAUCCCUGCGCGAACAUUAGAUAAACUUUUCUGCGGUGGUUAUCCACUCCUAGUGCUGGCGACACUUGUCAGGUUGUUGUUGUAGCAGAGUGUUGUACACAGAGGCGGCAGCUCUUGCCGAUGAGGAACUUUAUCGGGUCAAUCCGGUACCCACAACAGGCUGACAUGGGAUUGUCACUUGUCAGGUAAUCAGCCCGGUAAACUUUUCUUCUCUACAAAGUGCUGUAGCUCUGCGACACUCAGUUCGGAUUUGGCCAUAAAAAGGAGGUCCCUUAUCAUUGAGAUUUAAAUUGUAUAGCAUAGAACUCAUUGAUGUGAGGAAAUUAUUCCCAAUGAAAUGUUCAUGGGUAAAUUUGUAUUUAUUCAAAAAACUGGCCAGGUGAUAUUUGAAGGUAUAUAAAGUUCUGCAUUUAUUCUCUUUAUUAGUCAGACAGUUUAUUCCACUAGUCGAACGUUGACUAGAGUUCUCAGAUUUUCCCAAUUUUCUACCCUCCUUCUCCAAUCUAUGACACCCAGUUUCGAGAUGUCUUUCCCCACUUGCUCUUACUAUAGGCGUUUUGGUUGUUGUUGUUCUUGUUUUAGCAGUGUGUUGUGUUCUAUCUUUCGUCUGCUUGAUUCUGUUGAGUGUCCAGAUCCAGAAACUCUGCGGCUGAGAUGGGAUGCGUCCAGAGCGAUAUGGGUCUGUGACGAGUGGGUCUGGCUGGGCAGUUAAAAAGGUGAAAUGUGUCGUGUGGUCCCUGGUCACAAUCGGGACAUACAUCCUGCACGUUGACAUCUGCCAUAUCAAUUUCAAUUUCUUCAUGUGUAAUGGGAGGCGGUCGUUCUCCAAGAACCAUAUUCGCCCGGUAGCUAUUCACCGCAUCUGCUACCGUGUCUGCAUGAAUGUUGUCUAGGUCCGCUUGAUACGCCGCUUGAUCUAGAGGUCCUCUCUUGUAGCGCUGGACCUCACGCUCUAGAUCAGAUCUAGACCUUAAGGCUUCUGGGCGGUGAAUACCUGUAAUUUUGACGGUCUCUGCGAUAACAGCCCGGAAGGUAUUGCUUAGACAGCAUGUUGCUAUGUCUUCGCACUGGUAAGAUCUUUGUCUCCUGAUGGAGGUGGUCCACGUGAGAACUGGGGAGACAGUCCGUCGUAUAUCGUAGGGUGGCAUUCUGACAGAUUUGAAUAUUAUUUCACUGCGUGUCACAAAGCUGACGAGAUCACUUUGGCGCUGCAUAACUUACCAUAGAUCGGCCAAUUGCUUUGCACGUGGUUUCUUUGUCAGCACCCCAAGUGCUGCCGGUAAGUAACAUGAGGACCUUGUUUCUAUUUUUGACCUUAACGCAAAUUGCUGUGGCAUGGGAGGAGAACUUGUAAGAGUUGCCUAAUGUGACACCAACUAUUUUGGGACACUUGAAGGUCGGAAUUGUCACCCCGUCAACCAUCACUUUCAGCUUCCUACGCACCUCGUGCGAGUAUGUAGUGAAGAUUUGGUGGCAGAUAUCUUCAAAUUUCUUGCAGCGAAAUAUGAGGCAUGUUCGUUGAGUUAGAUGUUUAACCUAUUGCAGAUGUCAUCAAUGGGUGGGGGGCCUGAU
Stomoxys calcitrans (stable fly) is the source of this 6399-nucleotide messenger RNA. RefSeq lists its product as uncharacterized. Gene Ontology annotation, molecular function: protein binding. Lineage: Eukaryota; Metazoa; Arthropoda; Insecta; Diptera; Muscidae. The transcript is spliced from 2 exons. Bases 1256 to 4228 code for a protein of 990 amino acids. The record is from RefSeq and is a predicted model, not a curated record.